This is a messenger RNA of Sycon ciliatum, 1098 nucleotides long. RefSeq lists its product as uncharacterized. Bases 161 to 787 code for a protein of 208 amino acids. The transcript is spliced from 2 exons. Lineage: Eukaryota; Metazoa; Porifera; Calcarea; Leucosolenida; Sycettidae. The record is from RefSeq and is a predicted model, not a curated record.
AUUUUUCUUCCAUGAUAGAGACCAAGAAGCUUCUUCCAGCGUCAUUGAACGAUUUGUGUGGAAGGCGCAGGAAGAGAUAUUCCUUUGUCAGCAUAGCUCGCAGUAUUCUGAACGUACAGAGAACGUACCUUGCGAGUUGAGUCUCCCGCAGUUGACCACCAUGAAGGUUUCUCUGAUAUUUGCAGUUUUGUCCUUGGCACUCUGUGUCAUCGAUGCUGGAGCAAGGCCAAUGAACCCGAAGCUAGCGCGCCUGCUCAACAGGGUGAACAAGGUUCGGUCAUCGACCUGCAAGACGGAGAACGACUGCAAUCCUCGCCAGUGCUGCGUCAGGCAAGUGACUGUUGGCGACGAGGGCGAGGUGACAUUCAGCAAGAAGGGUAAAUGCAAGCCCAUCAAGCAGUUGACCGACACGACCAAGUUCACGCUCAGCAUCCUGAAGCUUGCAGGCGAGGCCGAGCCCAGUGACGCUCUGACAAAUGCUGCAGCGGGACCACCACCCGGAGAUAAGCUUCUCAUCUGCCCAGCCAACACACUGGAGCAGAGCCGUGAGCGUCGCGCUGCCAAGAAGGGAAAGAAAGGGAAGAAGGCGGCCAAGAAGGCGGCGAGGAUGGCAGCCAGGAGGGGUAUGGGUAGUGUUGAUGCGAUGGCAGUGCUCACCGAUGUGCUCGCUCCAGAUGUUGCCAUUGCCACUACCGUAGCUGAGGAACUGACCACCGCUCCGACCGACUCUACUGACACAGACGCAACAGCUCAAGUGCCCGAUUUCGGUGGUGCUGUUUCACAGUAGAGUUUUGUGCUGGCUCUUCAUCUAAUCUAGGUCCUAGGCUAUAGUGACUUACAUACUUUACCUUUCUGUGAUAUUGCUCAUCAUAUCCAUAAAUUCCUACUCUUCUUUAACGUUCUUUCCAAGUACCACAUCUUCUUCAUAAUCUCGCCUUUUUUUCGUGGCUCACACGGAAGCACAUCUCAUCAAUGCCUUACCUAGACAUGUCGUUUGCUGUCUACAGCACUAAGCAUGUACAUGUACAUGUAUAAUUCUUCUCAGGUCUAUUAAGUCUGGGUUCAGAGGGUCAAAAAACAAAGUUUCGAUUUUCUGUA